CCUCUCCCGGCUUCCUGCUCCUUAUCCCGAACUCCCAACCGGCAAGGUUGUUCCUCACAAGGAUGGCAACCCAAAGGAGGGCGGACGAGCCCGACCGGACCCUUUUCGUGGGCAAUUUGGAGAGUCGGGUGCAGGAGGAGAUUCUCUACGAGCUUUUCUUGCAGGUGCAAGAGCGGGUGAGGCGGGUCCUAUGGCAGGCUGGACCGGUAUCUAAAGUCACCAUAUGCAAGGACAAAGAUGGAAACCCCAAGACUUUUGGAUUUGUCUGCUUUAAACACACAGAGUCAGUGCCUUAUGCUAUAGCUUUGCUGAAUGGGAUUCGUUUAUAUGGAAGACCAAUUAAAGUUCAAUACCGGUUUGGGAGUACUCACUGCCUAGAGUUAAGCAAUCCUUCCCAGAAUAUGGAUAGUGAUGUACAGGCAUCAACCUACAGAUAUACAGAAUCUUAUUGUGAUAUUCCAUCACCUGUUAGUCCUUUUCAGGUGAAUAAUAAUCCACAUCAGAUUUAUUCUGCCAUUCAAAGCAUGAUGACAUGUUGUUUGACACAGCAAUAUGUUCCAUAUAAUCCAAUGGGACAGCCGUUUCCUUACUCACAGAUGACACCACCACCACCACAAUUUCCAAGUAUUCCAGUAUUAUCCUACCUGAAUCCUGGACAAGGUUCUUUUGAAAGUGUCUACCCAGAAUCAAAAAAACACAGUCAAUAUCUUGUUACAAAAGAUACUCGCAAACGGAAAAGAACUCUGGAAGCUAGCGACAGUGACAGUAGCAGUGAAAAUGGUAGGAAAAAAUGCAAGAAAAAAAUAGCGAAAAUGUAAAGGGAUAAAUUAUUAAAUGACUAUAGGAUUGUAUUUAUUUGUAAAUAAAUGUAUUGUUAAAUAAAAUAUGAUUCUGAAUAUAUUUAUAAAAGGAAUGCCAAACCUAUAUACACCACCCAUAAAUGGAACACCUAAUUAUGUCCAUUGAAAAAGUCAUGAAAAUUAAAUAAGGUUUCUUGAGAAACAUCUCUUUUCACUUGAAAAAAAGUAUGUCUUGUUCUGACAACUAUAUUCAAAUUGUAAACAGAAGUCAAAUUAAAAUAUUGAAUUGUUAUACUAUUCACAGUGUAAUACAUACAAAAUAAAGUUUGUGGUUAAAGUCUAUUUUUGUGGGAAAAUAUAAGUCAAUUGAUAUCAUGUAAUUGUCAAUGCUAACAAUUGAUCAAGAGUUUAGAUAGAAACAAAGCACUAGAAACAAGAUUGGAAGGUUGCUGAUUUGCUUUAUAAAGCUUUUGGAAUAUAUUGGGCAUGGACUGUGUAUGUCUUAAAGCAAAUCUAAAGCAAUUUAAUUGUCAACAGUAUGUAUUGGUGAAUUGUGUUUUUGCUGUUUUCUGAAGUUCAUGAAGAAAAUCUUCCUCUUGGGAAACUAUCAAGAGGGAAGCACUGCUUUCUCUUCCAUUGCAGUCACACAAAUUACGUGUUUUCAAUUUUGUGAGUGAAUAUUAUUUCCCUCACAAAAUCAGCGGUCAUGGUCUUAAGGCUGAUUCUUAUGUGCCUGUUACCGCUUUCAUGAAUCAAUAAUAACUGGUCAAAGAAAACCAAAGCUAGAAUUUUGUUGUUUUUUAUCAUCUUAAGAGUUGUUUGUUUUUUAACUGAGUUCACAAAAUUGCCAAUGACUAAAUAAAUAGUCACUGAAAAAAAUCAAGUGAUUAAUAUGCAUACAUGCAUCACAAGUUAGGCCAUGGUUCCCAAACUUUUUUGAUUAAUCCACGCUAGUGGAGUGUAGGUUAGGAUAAAGACCGAUACAGAUACAAAUGGAGCAAGAACAUAGCACUAUUUAUUCUUAUUUAUAGCUGCUUAUAGUAACAAGGUGAUGUGUAUAUGCAAAUAACUACUAAGGAAAGAAAUAGUGUCUUUAUAUCUCAGUGCUAAAGUGAAACCUUAGAGAAUACCUCAACAGUUCUUUUUUGCUAAUUUCUUUUGCCUCCUUCAAAAGCCAGUCCUAAAAUUUGGGUGGUUCCUCACAAAGGUCUGGAAUGUGGUAUGGACAGUAACUGUGGAAGGUAGGAAUUGUCAAAUAAAUAUUGCAAUGAU
Python bivittatus (Burmese python) is the source of this 2072-nucleotide messenger RNA. NCBI's taxonomy places the organism in Eukaryota, Metazoa, Chordata, Lepidosauria, Squamata, Pythonidae. The record is from RefSeq and is a predicted model, not a curated record.